UGUAACUGCCAUGUCCUUACGCAACCUUGAGCCGAGCGUCCAGUCAGCCAAUCAUAGGUUACCUAAGGGCCGUGAUGUCACUGGUCCGUGUAGGCCUGACGUGGUAGAGUGGAUGUAAGGCGGUCAGUGAUUGGUUAGCUAACUUGAGUUACGUGAUACGGGAAGCCGCAUAGCAUUAGCUUGGCCGAGCAGGCGUCAACUGGGGUCAACUUGAAGUUACACGAGAAAGGGAGAGAGAGAACGAGAGGCGAGGGGAUUACGUUCAGUUACCGCAUCAUUACAACAUCUUGCCUAACAGGAUAGAAGUCAACUUACGGAAUUAGUCACACCGCACGAAAGAAACGUGAUAAACCAAUGAUGGUGAUAGGAAUGGAAGCUUAAUCUACAAGAAAAACUAAAAUGGACGAACGGGACGAGUCAGACAUUCCCGAAAGUAAUCCCAGAAGAAACGGACAUAGCGUCCUGCUCAAUGGUGUACAGAAAACAAACGGCCAUUCCCAUAGAGAUCGCGAUUUAGAGGAAAACGGAAUGGGUGCGUCCGAUGAUAACAUGAGCCAAGACGGACCUUUAGACUUUUCGGUAAAACGCAUCGGUAAACGUCGUCAUUCGGAAAGUGAUGACUCAAGAUCCUCGUGCACAAGCUCAAAUGUUCCUCAUAUAAAAGCCGAAUCCCCUGACAGUGAUCGUCAUUCAAAUGCCCCUUCACCUGGAGAAAUUACCCAUGAUUCAAAACACGAUUUAAGCCGAUCAUCUGCUGCUAUGGCUGCCAUGGGACUAUUUCCAGGUAUGAUGGGUAAUGGCGGAGUGUUCAACAAUAUACCUACCAGCAUGGCAGCCAUGAUGGAUCCAAAACUAAUUCACAAUAGUCAGAAAAGUUCCCGUCCUUUCAAAGCUUAUCCUAAAGAAGCGCUUUCGAUGCCCGUGGGGUAUUUCGGUAUGCCCGGGUACAUGCCCUUUCCAGGUAUGGAUACAAGUGUUCUUCAGGGUCUUGGGGUAAGUUCGGAAGAACUAAUGUCCAUCUAUAAACAGCAACUUCUAGAACGAGAUAAACAUGGCAACAAGCGUUCUGGCCAUAGCAACGGUAACAGCAGCAGUGGUAGUAGUACAAAUGGCGACACCACUCCUCUACCCUCCACACCAAAUAACCCUCAAACAUCUCCAUCAUCAAAUAUAUCAUUACCUCCUCAAUUAGCAGCAGCACGUGCUACCAUGGUUAGCAGUACAAGUGGUUCCCCAGGAUCCAACAAUAGUCGUAGACGUCCACGUAUUCUCCCAGACGAACAGAAGGACGAGGCGUACUGGGAACGGAGGCGCAAAAACAACGAUGCUGCCAAGCGAUCAAGAGACGCUCGACGUGCUAAAGAAGACGAGAUCGCUAUUCGGGCGGCUUUAUUAGAACAGGAAAAUCUGAAACUACGGGUCGAGGUAGCUGCGCUAAAAAGUGAAACAGCAAGACUCCGAUGUAUGCUGUAUAACAAUUGAAAUAUUUAAAAGUGUCUGGAUGUCAGUGUGUAGUUUUGUGUGUCCAGUCAUAAAGUGUACGAACUAUGAGAUUUGGAUCAUCUGUUUUCGAGUAUGAAUUAUGGAUAGCCGACUAGGAAACCGUGUCUACCUCUUACUUGUAUUUUGAAGUUUCAAAGAUAUUGUUCAUUGUAUGAUUUUUCAAUUGCACUGGACAUUAUGAAAUGUUUGGACUACUUGUGUAUGUUGUGUACGUGUUACGUUUUCUUUUUAUGCAAACAAAAACCAACUACGUCAUCGAGUCCAUACUUAUGACGUCAUAACUGGUACCUCAAUUGAUUCUCCCCCCUCUAGCAAAUUCUUCUAAGUUCUAUUUUUAGAUACUAUGCAUCUUCUGUGCUACACUUGACAUACCAUUUACAGGUGCCAUAAAUCCCGGCCUUGGACAGUGCUAAUCGCCAGUGCUCUAAACAGAAGACCCCGAUUAAUGGGAAUAUUGAAUAAGGCUACUUUCUGGUUUCUUUAGUUGUAGCAAUCAAAAGUACGAACCAAACCUAGAAGUUAUUUUUUUAAAAACAUGCAUGAAAAGUGAAGAAACGAAAUUUACAUGUAAUAUAGAUUGUUGAAUGCUAUUAUAUGUUGUAUCAUUAGUUAAUGGAAAUCAUUUAAUUCGUUUCAUAUAAACAAAACACUUCUCAGGGAUAUAAAUGACCAUUUUGCAUGUGUGUGGAUGAAUCACGUGAUUACCAUAUAUGGUUAUAUAUUUCCAUACAGUUAUUUCGAAUUUGUAAACCAAGGCAGCGUAAUAUUUGACAUGUCUAUAGUUUUUCUAUUUAUAUAUAUAUAUAUAUAUACACGAGGGUAACGAGUCGUGCUGUUUAAAAACUUUGUAUAAUAUAUUUUAUGGGUGAUAUCCUUUAUUCAGCACGUGCUUGUAUUCUCUCUAAUUCCUUACAUGACGUCAUUGAUUGGUCCAUUUUGAAAAUCUAUUUAAAAACCAUAAUGAUUUUAAUAUUAUAUUAUAACAUAUAUUUAUCUUUACACGCAUCUUUCACUCUAACUCAAGGAAUAUACCAUUUCAUAUGUUUAAAGAAAGUUUUGAAUUUCAGUCGAAACGUAAAGUUGUUAAUAUGUUGGGAGAAUUAUAUUAUUAAAGAUAUUAUAUAUUAUAUUUGUUAUUUCGACUGAAAUUUGAAAUUCUCUAUUAUUUUGUACAUAUUAUAAUAAUUGUUUUGGUUAAUCUAUCUGUUUUUUUGGUGCACAAUUAAAUGUUGAGUGCUAUUUUAUUUUCAUCAUUGUGUUUUGAGAAAUCAACAAUAGAAUACGCCCUGUUUUUGUUUUCCUGGAAAAACGUUUUGUAGGAUUGAAAAUUGUUUUGUUUUAAUCCUUGGGUGUUAUUGGUCGAUUGAGCACACUAAAAACACAACACAAUUCAUUUAGAAAACAAUCACUGGUUUAUACACAUAGCACGGCAUUUUUUUCCACGACUGUUCUCUUUGUUUUUCAAGCACAAAUGGAAACGAUAAGAGAACACGUACUGAAACGUCGUGAUAUAUGUUUGCAAACCAGUGAAUAUUUUUCUUUAUUAAUUUGGUAUGUGUUUUUUAUUCAAAAAUAACGUAAUUACGUAGCGUCAGUAUUUCUAUAACAGAUGCUGGCGUUACAAUCUGUUUCAUAAAGGUAUUGUGAAAAGUCUUCUUAUAGCUCGGUAAAAGAUGACGGCUUGUAACAUAUGACGUUACAUCACAGGGCGACAAUGAUUGGCUUAAUGUCACGUGUAUUGUUUACAUAAGAUGUUACUGGUCCGGGCAGGAUGACACCCUUUACUCGUUUUACAUACCAAUUUAUAUUAUUUUUCUAAUACUUAAAAAAAUGUUUUAGAAUUUAAAAUUUGUCGAAGGAUAGAAGUUAAUAUUUGGAGCUCAUUAAGCCGCAUCGAUGUCAUCUUUAUCAGUAAUUGUAGCGGCCUAGCGAAUAUUCAAUGCUGAUCAGUGUGCUGACGUUAUUUUGACGUUUAACCAAAACAGGUCGUAUUUUAAUGUUUUUAGUUCGUUUUAAUCACGUGGUCGAUACGGGUUAUAAAUUUGAUGUGUUGAAACGAAUGCUCAAUCAUGUUCAUUUGUGUUUUGUCUGUCUGAUAUUAUUUUAACCAAAUAUACAAGCUUGGGUUUCCAUGGAAACAAAUUCAGAUAAUCCCCACCUUUAAUACACAUAACCCAUUACAAAUGACGUCAGCGGGGAAAUAAUGGCAUUCCCAUUCAAACACCCUGACCAUUUAUCAUUUCGUUUCAAACAGUUUUAAAAGAUCCGGGGGGCCACAGAUGUGUUGUAAUGACGUGUCUAAUAAAGUUUACGUGUAUCUAAGGGGCGUGGUUUUGUCGAAUAUUGUUCCGUGUUUAAUUUAAAGCUCGUAUUGUAUCUGUUUUGGUUUUGUUAGUGUUUAUGUGUUUAAUCAGUAAUUCACUGAUAUAUGGUUCAAUCUCAGGGUUUUUGUAACAUUUCUUCUAGUUUAGUUCUAUAGUUGUUUAGUAAUAUAGUGGCCGGUAUACGUUGGCGCUGUUUGAAUGAAUUGAAAUCGGGUUUGCGCAAAAAUUGUACCAUACACACUGUACAUAAAUAUAUAAGCCAGAUUUUAUAAGACGUUAAACCAGGGCCUAGUUGUGAUUGUAUUUUAUUAAAGGGGCGACAGUGUCGUUCUUUCAGACACGUAAACAUCGAUAAUUACGUCAUUAUUGUUAGAACGUAAAAAGGUGAUUUAACGAUAGAACGUAAAAAGGUGAUUUAACGUUAGAACGUAAUUUAACGAUAGAACGUCGAUGUGAAAAAAAAAAAACAACCAACAAAAAAAUUUAACGAUAGAACGUAAAAAGGUGUUUUAACGUUAGAACGUAAUUUAACGAUAGAACGUCGAUGUGAAAAAAAAUCAACCAACAAAAAAAACCGUGAUUUAAGGAUAGAACGUCGAUGUAAAAAAACAAAGUGAUUUAACGAUAUAACGUAAAAGGGUGUUUUAACGUUAGAACAUAAAAUACGUAAUUUAAUGAUAAAACGUCUAGGUAAAAAAAUCGACCAACAAAUUUUAAAAAAAAAACAAAUAAAGGGAAUCUAAAAGAAAGUGGAUGAUAUUAGUUUAAAAUAAAUCUAUAAUCCAUUAUGAUAAUAUUUGAUUUACGUCUCUUUCUUAUCUUGAUUCAUUGUUGGUUAUUGUUGAAAGACCCAAGUUGAUUAAAUCGGGCGAAUUGAAGCCAGUGUCAACAUGCUCACAUCAUUUAAAAGCUCUUAUUUAUUGAGAUAUGUUCGUCAAACCUGUGGUUUUAUUGUUCGUAAACUUUUCAACUUACACUGGUCACUUCAUUGCGUCUAUAUUCUCUGUGAUUCAUGUACGUACAGUGUAUAAACAUAGUUUAACGAUACGCACAUAACACAGCCACGAGUAUUGACCGCUACAUAACCCCGUGCACAUUCUAUAUCCCAUGAACUAUGACCUCUUGUCAUUUAAAAAAAAAAGCAUUAAGUGCCCUUAAAGCAUGAGGUCGGCGAAUUAACCCUUUUAUAUCCUUUGUCGCGUAACCUCCUCGUGACCUGCUCGAGGAAACAUGGCUACCUUAUUAUGGUUAUAAUUAAAUACAGUUGGCUCACAAAAUUUCAUUCAGACGGAAAAAAAUUGGAAAAGAGAGAAAAAAAAACAAUCGAGCGUAAUUAAAGCCCGCAUAUCGUUUCUUUGUUUGAUCGGAGUCCAGAUUUCAUACGUAUCUGAUUCCAUGAGAUAAAGAAGUGAAAAAUCCCUUGUAUCGCGUCGGUUCAACAGACGAAAAGAAAUCCAGAAUAUACGAUUAUAUAUUACCAUUUGCUAUCAUUAUUAGUUAUGUAUUAUAUUCAAUAUUUUUAGAUUUUUUUCUCUCUCUGUUUGAUUUUGUAUAUUUUAAUUAUUUCUACAUAUAUACAUAUAUUAUAUAUAUCAUUCUUCAGUUUUCUCUAUUGUUCUUGUACUUCUUCAUGUAUUGCCAGAAUGAUAUGCAACGUUUGGGUGCGUUCGAUUCUCGGAUCUGUGAUAAAAAUGUACCCAUAUUUGUGUGUUUGAAAGUGUGUUAGGAUUCGAGUCGAACUGGGGAACGUUAACUUCGAUCUUACAUGGGUUGACGGCGGCCAUAUUUGAAUAACCAUGAUUUUGUUAUUAGCGGCCUCCUUUAUCUGGGUUACCUUAAACACUAUUCGGCACGACUCGAUUAAAUUUCCGGAAACUCACCCGGACUUCGUAACGAGUUGUACAAGGAUCGCUCGUAUAUGUGAAUCCACGAUUAGCGCAGAAGUUGUCAUUGCAGAUUAAUUGCAUUUUGCCCAACAGAAUGUAAGCAUCGUGUUAUGGAAGCCCCGAAGUUGUUGCAAGUUUGUCGAAAGUCUUGUGAUAUUUCUAAAUGCACAAAUUGUCCAUAUUGAAUCGAACGCCCCAAUGACGGUAUAAUUGGGUGUACCGAAUGCUUUCUGUUUGUUAUGCUACUUAUAUUAUGACUGUAUAUAUUUAUAUCUUUCAAUUCUUUUUGUGAUUUUAAAAACGGGUCAAAGGUCGUUCCCAUGGAAAUUUUUAAAUUCGAAAUAAAGUUGUCUGUGAAUUAGAUAACGUGUAUGGAGCGGAAUUCGCUGCACAAUUCUAACCCGUCAAAUAGUCAUGCUUGUUUUAACGUGCAUUUAUUAUGCAUUACUAGGUUAAUUGUAGAAAUUGCGUCGUGAAAUCCGCUCUAUCCUUACCUUACAUGACAUUUCUGAUAACUGUAGGAAGGAAGCACGCGACGAGUAUUCGACUACCGGAAGUGACUUUAAUUUGAAUUAAAUUCUUGACGUGGGAACGAACCUAGUUCAAACAUGUUAUCAUUUUGUUAAAUCGGUUCAUUUUAGAACUUGUUCGAAACCGUUCAGGCAUAUCUACCCUCCAUGAGCUUAAAAGAGCAUUUAUACCUUGGUUACUAUGACGAACUAGGACGAUAUAUUGGCAUUUUCGUGAAAACAUUUAAGUUAUUGAAACAUCCAUGAAAUAUCACUUAUCGUAAUUAGGGAUCAUUCCAAAAUGAUUUUACAUUUCGAGGAAAAGACCACCAAUAGAUACAUGUUCCAUCUUAAUGAUUUUUACUGUAUUGUAACGGUGAGUGCUUUCAAUCUGUUUAAAACUCAGAUCCUUUUCGGUUCGUUUCGUUUUUUAUUGUUCAAAUUUUCGUUUUACUUGUCAUUACUACACGUAGGCCAUCGAAUGUAUAUAAAAAACGAAACGAAAGAUAAAUCUGUACUUUAAUCAGAUUGUGAGUGCUGUACGCUUCUAUAAUAAUUUAAAACCAUUUAACCGGAAGUAACUUCACUUGUACUUAACCCGAGUUUUCUCUGAAUGCUAUUGACCGAAUUUGAAAUAUUAAAAUUAUUACCAGUGAUAAUCUAAUUUUUAGACGUUUUUGUAUCAAUUAUAAGUUUCCUUACUGGACAAACGUGGCUAUAGAAUAGAUAUCAAGAAACAGAUUACUUUUACCAUUUGUCAAAGCUAACUCUAAUUAGUUUUCAGACAUAAAAACCAAACGUCCAUCAUUUUGGUAUCCUGGCAACGCCAGCUGACCUAUCAUUUACAGAUGAAGGCGUUAUCUUGAAGCCACGUGUAAUCAAUAGUUGCAACUUGUCUUAUAGUUCCGACUGGAAAACACGAGCUAUUGUUUUAUCGUACUAUAUUACUUAUUGCUAAAUUGAAUCGUGUGGGUUGCACGAGAUUCAGGAUAUCGACACGAAACCAAUACUAAUGGUUCAAAUUUUAAAUUUGAAUUUAAAAAUUCGUAAAAAAAAAUUACCAGAGGGCGUGAAUAAUUACGAAAAAGUAACGCCGACAGUUUUGUCAUUUUUGAAAGGCUAUACGUGUGUGAAGUUAAGUAAUAAAUUAAAACCGUUCUUUGUAAUAUCCUGAUUGCCGUGCAUUGCCAUUGUCAAAAGUCUCUCCUAAAAGAAGAAAAUAUUCGAGCAAACCACAACCUUUCUGUUGACUUUGCCGACAAAUUUAUGACCUAUACAACCAGGAAACAUCGUGUAGAAAAUUUAAUAAGGUGUGCUUUUAGGACAGCCGUGGAUUUAUUUGAUUUAUUUACGUCAUAUUUAUUCCUUCUAAAUUUUAAUGUUUAAUAACCAUUUAUGACAAAUGUGAUUCUAUUGUUUUCACUAUAGUUGUAUUGUCUCUUUAAAUAAAACCGAGCCCUUAUUCAUGAAACUUAAACUAAAAUAUUUUAAGAAUUCUUGCUUUUCAUUGGCUAAGUGCUAUAAUUAUAGCUACAACGUUAACCCUCAACCAAUGAAAUGGCUACUUCCUUAACAUAUUUUAGUUUAAGAUUUCGUGACGUAAGUCCCAGUUUUAUCAUUUUAACAUGUGUACAACGAUACUUUAUCAUAAUCUAUGUUAAACCAACUAUAAAUUAUAUUUAUAAGACAUUUCAUCAAGUAAUUUAUUCCACAUACUAUAAUAUUUACUUACAUUCGAAUUUAAUUAUAACCUACGUCAUCAAUUCCGGAUAUUCAAAAUAGUAUUACGUCACAUCACCUAAUAUCAUUUAUGCAAUAAUUGCUUGCCUAAUGAUCACCGAUUGUUUGAAAGCUAGUUGGUUAUAAAUGUCAUAAAAUGACGUCAUCUAUUCUCCCCGAUCUAAUGGCGGCCGCGUUAUUCCGCAUACAGAACAGGAAAUUCAAUCUGAUUAUUUCAUGAAGUCCAUAACGUGAUAUGUUGUCAGCGAUCGCCUAGAGUAGAAUCCAUAUAUGGUUCAAAAAUAAACUUAAUGAUGUUCUCAAGGUCGCCUACUAAAGUAAUUCUAAAUUUUUGAUGACAUUUUAAAGGGUGUCCAUUUACUAAUAACACUGGAUGAUCGGGUUAUAAAGUUAUAUGACACUGUCAAUGAUGCGCUUUAAAAGUAAAAUUAAUUAUAGAUUGAUAGAUGACGCUUUCAAGGCUAAUUAUUCUGUUUAUAAAGUAAAACGAAUUCUAGAUUUUUUUCAUGAUACUUUCAUGGCUGCUCUUUAAAAAAAUAAAACUGAAUAUUCGGUUUAUAAAGUAAAACGAAUACUAGAUUUUUGCAUGAUACUUUCAUGGCUGCCCUUUUAAAAAUAAAACUGAAUAUUCGGUUUAUAAAGUAAAACGCAUUCUAUAUUUCAAGGCUGCCUUGUUCAAAAUAAAACUGAAUAUGCUGUGUAUAAAGUUCAAUGAAUUCUAGAUUUUUGAUUAUUUUUUUUUUUAUCUAUUUAGUUUAACUUGUAGCCCUUUACUUAUUUACUUCAUAGUUCUAGUUUCACUGUUCAAUUCAACUUAAUUCAUGUUAUAUAAAGUGCAUGUGUGAUUUGUUUUUUUUUUUACUACUUUCAUUUUAUCAUCUCUAUUUUUAGAAUGACAUCAUGUGAUAGCCUACCUGCCUUGUUGUGCGUGCGCAGAUUCAUUAUUAUCAUUCAAUAAAACACUACCUCACAAUACAGAUGCUAUUUAUUGUUCCAUUUUAUUCCUGUCCAUGAGAAUUCAA
Messenger RNA from Patella vulgata (common limpet), 8984 nucleotides. Its product is annotated as transcription factor VBP. NCBI's taxonomy places the organism in Eukaryota, Metazoa, Mollusca, Gastropoda, Patellidae. The record is from RefSeq and is a predicted model, not a curated record. Bases 400 to 1482 code for a protein of 360 amino acids. Gene Ontology annotation, cellular component: nucleus. Gene Ontology annotation, biological process: regulation of transcription by RNA polymerase II. The transcript is spliced from 2 exons. Gene Ontology annotation, molecular function: RNA polymerase II cis-regulatory region sequence-specific DNA binding; DNA-binding transcription factor activity, RNA polymerase II-specific.